Messenger RNA from Poeciliopsis prolifica (blackstripe livebearer), 2995 nucleotides. RefSeq names its product tetratricopeptide repeat protein 7B-like. Gene Ontology annotation, cellular component: plasma membrane. Gene Ontology annotation, biological process: phosphatidylinositol phosphate biosynthetic process; protein localization to plasma membrane. The coding region runs from base 177 to 2645 and encodes 822 amino acids. The transcript has 21 exons. Gene Ontology annotation, molecular function: protein binding. NCBI's taxonomy places the organism in Eukaryota, Metazoa, Chordata, Actinopteri, Cyprinodontiformes, Poeciliidae. The record is from RefSeq and is a predicted model, not a curated record.
UCUGUCCUGCGUUCAGCCAUCACCAUCUGCAUUCAUUCCCCUUUUGGAUCAAUUCAGUAUUUUGGAUUUUGAAUUUGAAUUUCGAGCAUUCGUCCUCAUGAGGAGGGGAGGGAAAAUUUGGCAACAGCUGGGAACUUUUCCAAUCUGCUCUAACAAAAGCAUAAGCUGGCAAAGAGAUGAAGGAGAAGUCCAUUAACAGAACACCAGUCGAUGAUUUAGGCGAGUUGCUGUUGGGAGAAUCCAAGCUCCAGUUGUACUUGAAAAACCAGCCCAUCAAACCGGAUUCGAGUCUCCAAAACACCCAGCCAGAACUGAUGGAGGUCAGGAAGCACCUUGCGGUUGCUCUGGACCGAGGAAACCUCAAGGCCGAUCACCUCCAGGAAGCCGACCUGCUGAUGGCCAAACUCUGUUAUAUUGAAGGAGAACACAGUGAAGCUUUAGGUCACUACGACCGGGUGAACCUGGACGAGCUGGAGCUGGUUGGAGCUCCUGUGUACAGACUGUCUAUGAUAGCAGAGGCCUACACCACCAAAGGCUUGUGUCUGGAGAAGAUCCCGGAGCCGCCUCCCUUUUUGUUGGACGCCAGCUCUCCGUCGACCCAUCUGAGCCCAGCGGCACGGGAGCAGGAAAUCAUCACCUGCUAUGAAAAGUCCGGAGACAUUGCUCUGCUGUACCUGCAGGAAGCGGAGAAGGCAUUAUCAGGAAGUACUCACAGCCACAGCCCAAAGCCAGGACCAAUGACUCACGAUUUGGAACUGAACUACUUUCUGGAGACAGGCCUGCAGAGAGCCCACGUCAUUUACUUCAAUAACGGAGACCUGCCCCGGGUUGUGGGCAGAUUUCGGGAGAUUCUUCGGGCUGUUGAAACCAGAACCACCCAGAACCUUCGCAUGACAAUAGCCCGACAGCUCGCAGAGAUCCUGCUCCGAGGAAUGUGUGAACAGAGCUACUGGUCUCCUCUGGAAGACCCUCCGAAAGUGUCACCCCGGGAAGAUCCUCCGAAAGUGUCAACCCUGGGUCAUCCUCCGAAAGGUUCACCCGUGGAUGAUCCCACGCAUCGAGGGGCGCGCCGAGCCUCACGAGUGUACUGCGGAGAGAAUUUGUUUUGUCCUCACAAUAACACAGAGGAAGCUCUGCUGCUGCUGCUGAUCAGUGAGUCUAUGGCCAACCAGGACGCUGUCCUGAGCAGGAGUCCUGAGGACAACGAUCGGAUCACCAGCCUAGAGUCUGCCUCCAGGGUGUACGAUCUACUGACCAUAGCGCUGGGCAGGAGGGGGCAGUAUAAGAUGCUGUCGAGGUGCUUGGAGAGAACCUUGAAGUUUGCUUUUGAGGAGUUCCAUUUGUGGUACCAGUUCGCCUUGUCACUAAUGAUUGCCGGCAAAUCCGCUCGUGCUGUCAAGAUUCUGAAGCAGUGCGUCCGUCUGAAGCCUGAGGACCCCACCAUCCCACUGCUGGUCGUUAAACUGUGCAUCGGUCCUCUCCACUGGUUGGACGAAGGGGAGGAGUAUGCAAAGAUGGUGACUGACAUGAUAAAGAUUAAAGGGGAGUUCAAAGCCAAAGGUUUCUUGGCCCUCGGCCUGGUUUACAGCCUCAAAGCCACUGAUGCACUGGCGCAAAACAUACAGGAGGAGUUCCAGAGGAAAGCUAUGCUGACCUUACAGAGAGCUCAGCGCAUGUAUCCCAAUGACCCUCAGAUAUCUUUUUAUAUGGCACUGCAGCUUGCCCUUACCAGAAUGGUCCCUGAGGGAUUGGUGUAUGUUCGACAGUCGCUGCAGGAAGGAGGCGAUAACGUCCACACCCUCCUCCUGCUGGUUCUCCUUCUUUCUUCCAUGAAACAGUAUGACAAUGCUCUCAAAACCUUGGAGAUGGCCCUGAUCGAGCAUCCUGAGAACUUCAAUCUGCUGUAUGCGAAGGUGAAGCUGGAUGCCAUGUGCAGAGGACCGGAAGAAGCUAUUCUGACCUGCAAACGCAUGCUGCAGAUUUGGAAGAGCACCUACAACCUCACCCUGCCACGUAUUUCAGGGCUUCACAGCAGCCUGUUGGACAAGGCCAUACGACAGUUCAACACCCUGACCCUGGCUGACGUCAGUGACCCUGAUGAUGCAGCCAGCCGGUUGGAGCAGGCUCUGUCGGAGGAAGCCUCUCCCCAUGGGAGCGGCGUCCCCAAACACGGACCCCUGGACGCCUGGCUGACCCUGGCUCAGAUCUGGCUUCAUGCAGCUGAGGUCUACAUCGGCAUGAAGAGACCCGAGGAAGCCACGGCGUGCACCCAGGAGGCCGCACAUCUGUUCCCCACCUCCCACAAUACUUUUUACAUGAGGGGGCAGAUCGCCGAGCUGAGGGGGAACAUAGCAGAAGCAAAAACAUGCUAUGAAGAAGCUCUGUGUGUCUGCCCCACUCAUGCCAAGUCCAUGCAGAGACUGGGUGUCGUUCUGCUCCAGCUGGAGAGCUACAGUCUGGCUGAGAAGAUCCUAAGAGAUGGUGUGCGUCUCGACAGCACUUCUCAUGGCAUGUGGAGGAGUCUGGGCGAGGUGCUGCAGGCUCAGGGGAAAGCCACUGACGCCAUCGAUUGUUUCGUCUCUGCCUUGGACCUGGAGGCCACCAGCCCCGUCCUCCCGUUCACCAUAAUUCCCCGAACGCUGUGAGACGUGCAGGCAAACUCGCACACAAAAACAAGGUCGAAAUGCUUGUUUUUGUGUGCGAGUUUUUCUGCUUCUUGGUUCAGAUGGAACCAAGGUGUUGAACUUUGUUGCGGCAGGACUGUUCAGCCUUGUAUGCAUGUUGUUUUUUUCUCAUAAGACUUUUUUUGUCAUUCAAACGUUUGAGUCGCGCGCAUUCUGUGACUCGAGGCGCUUGGUGGCCAGCUGAUGACUCACCAGUUGCCAUCAGCUCACUUCUGUUGUCAGCUUAUAUGAACCAGCAGGAUCCCCAAUAUUUAUAUUUAUUUAAGACCUGAAUUUAAUUCAAGGUGACAUUAAAAAUUAUGUCAAGUCGA